AUGAGUAUUGCAGCUCAUAGUAGAAGUAAUGUUCCUUGCCAUCUGAUCGAUAAGGGUGUGAGUACCGGUAACAUAACUCAAAAUCUUCCUACACCUCGACGUGGCAAGAAGGUAUACCCAAUGGUACUGAGGAGGAAAGCAAAGUACAGCUCGUGCCAAUCCGUGGGAGUAGGAAAGAAGACACAUUUGUGCAUCAUAGCAAAGAGCAAGAGUAAGAUGAAGAUGAAGAUGAAGAUGAAGAUGAAGAUGAAGAUGAAGAUGAAGAUGAAGAUGAAGAUGAAGAUGAAGAUGAAGAUGAAGAUGAAGAUGAAGAUGAAGAACUUCUACUGUGACACAUCCUUGAUGCUAAAUUUUGGAUACUGUGCGGCAGAUGUUAAUGAGGAGUUCUUUACUCGCAUCAACCGCGAUCUUCUGUAUUGA
Sclerotinia sclerotiorum 1980 UF-70 is the source of this 420-nucleotide messenger RNA. RefSeq lists its product as hypothetical. The coding region runs from base 1 to 420 and encodes 139 amino acids. Lineage: Eukaryota; Fungi; Ascomycota; Leotiomycetes; Helotiales; Sclerotiniaceae. The transcript has 4 exons. The record is from RefSeq and is a predicted model, not a curated record.